Messenger RNA from Bactrocera oleae (olive fruit fly), 2928 nucleotides. The record is from RefSeq and is a predicted model, not a curated record. NCBI's taxonomy places the organism in Eukaryota, Metazoa, Arthropoda, Insecta, Diptera, Tephritidae.
GUAAGUAUUAAAAUUAUUAAUUCUGUGUUUAAAUAAGAAAAGGUAUCCAAACGAAGUGUUGCUGUGUAGUUACUUUAUGGUGGUUUUGUUCCCAAGUUGUUUGUGCUCAAACUCAAGCGUGGUAUUGUGUUUUAAUAUUUAUGUAAUGAUUUUUACAAGCAAAAAGAUAUGGUGCUUUUCCUUUUUUCAAAAUUUCAUUUACAGACACGUUUAAAAACCCAAUUGAGUGCACUUUUUAUAAUUUAAAAUCAUACAAUAUGUUAACAAAAGUUUUCUAGUGUCAGAGUUGUUUGCAAACCACGUGUGUUGUCAAAUCUUGAAAAUGUGCUUUGUUCUCUUUUCGUAAACAAUUGUAUUCUGUUGUUAUCACAAAAGCAAGUGUUCAACCAGAGAACAUAAAUGGACUUCUAAGUUCUCUGGUUCAACUAUAGCCCAAUAAAGAACAUACAAAUAAAAAACAUUAACCCAGUAGCAACUUUUUUGCAUACAUUAAAUAGUAUUGAUAAGCAUUGGGAACAUGGACAUCGUCUCCAAUAACUUCUUUAAAGUCGAUAUUAAAAAUGUCUAUUAUUUAUGCAUUGCUUCAUCUAGUGUUUACAUAUGUAUGUAUAUACGGAAUAAAGACAAUUCUAUUCUGCAUAUGUGUCUAAAGAGAACAUUCACUCAAUAUUGUUUAAAUGUCAGUGUUGAUAGUCAUAUUGUACAGUGUUUGAUAAUCUUAGACGGCAGAGCCCAAUAUUAUAAAUAAAUGGCUAUUAAUUUUUUCAGUAGGUUUUUUUUUAUCAAAUUGUAUACAAACAUAAGAAAUCCGAUACUUGUACUUCGAACUUUAUAUGCAGAAGAUAUCGAUAACUUUUACAUAUUUUCUUAUCAGCGAUUGUGAACGAAAUACAUUCAUAUAGUCAAAAAAAUAAAUGUUUUUGCGUGAAGUUUUUAAAUAAAUACAUAUAUAUGUAUGGUAUAUGUGUACAUAUAGUAUAUAUACUGACAUGUAUAUGUACAAUAUAAGUAAAUUAUUAUUAUUGUAGCUCCUAAGAGAUAACGAAUUUUGCCAUGAUUGUUCAUUGUUUCAAAAUCUAUUUAUUAUAAAAAACAGUAAGUUACCAUACAGCAUCAGAGAACUAUUAUUAUAAUUAUUACUUAGUAAUGUUUGUGCUCGCGCAAUAUGGCUCGACGAGUGCUAUUCAGUCGCUUGUCGGUUAUUGAGCAUCGAGCUUAUUUUUCGCAUACUACACGUACAUUUCUAUUGCCGCGGCGUGCUGCCACCAACAUGUUGAGUACUGAAAAGCCAGCACCAAUUGGAGCUAUUCCACAAGGAUUAACAACGCCAUCGCUGACAUGUAAUUUUGCCACACAGAAACAACAGAAACAGCCUGAAUCCAGUAUUGAACAACAAUAUGAGGAAUGUAUUAGUGAUUUGAAUACCCUGCAAUCAAAUGCGAUAACGUUACGCCGUUCAAUUUUACUGAAUAAUAAACAAUUGCCAUUAAGUGAUAUGUAUAAGUAUAUGGAGCGAAGUGGCCUGAGUUUGGAAGAAUUGGAGAAGAUACCUUUUAUACACGUGUCUGGCACAAAGGGAAAGGGUUCAACUUGUGCCCUGACCGAGUCUAUACUUCGUGCACAUGGCAUCAAAACCGGCUUCUUUAGUUCACCACAUUUGCUGUCAGUAACUGAAAGACUACGCCUAAACGGUCAACCCAUAUCGAAACAGAAAUUUGUACGCACCUUCAGACGUGUAUACAAUCGCCUGCGUAAACAGCAGCAAUAUGAGGGUGAUAUGCCGGCAUAUUUUAAGUUCCUAACGAUACUAAGUUUUCAUUUGUUCCUCGAAGAGAAAGUGCAGGUUAUCAUAUUGGAGGUGGGCAUUGGUGGCGAGUUGGAUUGCACAAAUGUGAUAAGCAAUACACAAACCGUGGGCAUAACCUCACUUGGACUAGAACAUACACAAUUGCUAGGCGAUACACUUACUGAAAUCGCUUGGCAAAAGUCGGGCAUAAUUAAAGACAACGCAGAUGUUUACACAUCUGUAACACAAAAAGAAUGCCUCGAUGUGAUCAAAAAGCGUGCCGCGGAACAUAAGGCCUCACUACACAUAGUGCCUGAAUAUCGGGAAUACUUCCGUACGCACGAAAAUGCAGAGCCACUCUCCAAUCUCAAUGAAGUGAUACGUCUUAAUGGCUCUUUGGCCAUACAACUAUCCUACGACUGGUUGCGCAAGAAUGGGUACGCACAGUACAAACAAAUUAUGCCUACGGCGCUAACCAGUGAAGUGGAAAAGGGUUUGCAGCAGUGUAAUUGGCCGGGACGUUGCCAAAUAUUGGGCAUUGAUAAACUGAAUUUCCACAUCGAUGGUGCGCACACUGUCGAGAGCAUGCGCGUUUGCAGCGAUUGGUUUAAGCGCGUAACGGAAAAGAGCACAAACCCACGUGUGCUCAUCUUCAAUACCACCGGCGAACGUGAUUCGCGGCGCCUGCUUGAGGUUCUAUACAGCACUAUCGACUUCGAUACGGUUUACUUUGCGCCAAACAUUGCUUCGGGUGCCUCAAAUCACAACGACAAUACUACUGUCUUUGGCAUAACGGAACAGUUGAAACGUGCUCGUCUGCAUGCGAGCAUUUGGUGUCAGCUAUGCCUUGAGUCGGACGAAAAGGAUACGUCGAAAACGUUCGGUUCGAUACAUGAUUGUUUUCAAGACGUGCGCAUCGUUUACGGCCUGGAACAACCGGUUGAUGUGCUAGUUACCGGUUCCUUACAUCUGAUUGGUGCCACAAUGGCAGCAUUCAAAUAUUUAUAAAUGAAAUCGGUGACAAAGUGUCUUUAGAAAAAUUUACAUAUACCAUAUUGUAAUCUUAUUUAUGUAUAUAAUAUAUAAUAUACAAGUAUUGUAAAAGAAAUAAAUUUUGUCCCAAUACGGACACUUAAAUAAAA